AUGUUGAGACUUGCUAGAAACUCAAGCUUACGAAGAGGUUUAACUCGGAAUAUGGCUCUUAGCGCGGGCACUAAAUUAGCGCUAACGUCAACUCCGAAAUUUGAAAUAACAUCCGUGUAUAAUAAAGUUGGUAGUAUGAAAGUGGCCAGAUAUGGAAUGCCAACACUACAAAUGAGGUCCUAUGUUUCUCUUCAUGCUAACAAUGCUGACGACAAACCUGCCUUGGAACAGUUCGGUACCAACUUGACCCAGCUUGCUCAGGAGGGAAAACUUGAUCCGGUGAUAGGCCGUGACGAAGAAAUCGCGCGCUCUAUUCAAAUAUUGUCCAGACGAACCAAGAAUAACCCGAUCUUGAUUGGACGAGCUGGUGUUGGUAAAACUUCGCUCAUUGACGGGCUAGCUCAAAGAAUUGUGAGCGGGCAGGUACCAGACUCCUUGAAAAAUAAGCAGUUGAUCGCACUGGACCUUGGAGCGCUUGUGGCGGGUGCCAAAUACCGCGGUGAUUUUGAAGAAAGGUUGAAAAAUGUUCUAGAAGAAAUUGACAAAGCCAAUGGUGACGUUAUAGUUUUUAUUGACGAAGUACACAUGCUUCUGGGCUUAGGCAAAACCGAUGGAAGCAUGGAUGCAUCCAACAUCUUGAAGCCUCGCUUGGCCAAAGGGUUAAGGUGCAUAUCUGCUACUACCAUUGACGAAUUCAAAAUCAUCGAAAAGGAUCCCGCUCUAACCAGAAGACUACAACCAAUUAUGCUUAAUGAACCCAAUGUUGCCGACACUAUUUCCAUAUUAAGAGGGUUGAAAGAAAAGUACGAAGUUCAUCACGGUGUGAGAAUUACUGACACCGCUUUGGUUUCUGCGGCGACUUUGUCGAACCGAUACAUUAACGACAGAUUUUUGCCUGAUAAGGCUAUUGAUUUAGUGGAUGAGGCUUGUGCGGGGCUACGUUUGCAACAUGAAUCGAAGCCAGAUGCCAUUCAAAGCUUAGAUCGCGCCAUUACAAGGAUUCAAAUCGAAUUAGAAUCUUUGAAGAAAGAAACGGACCCAUUGUCCCUAGAAAGGAAGGAAGCACUAGACAAAGAAUUGGAAGAUAAACAGCAAGAACAUACUAGAUUAACUGAAAUCUGGGAAAAAGAGAAAGCUGAGAUAGAUUCCAUCAAGACUGCAAAAGCCGAUUUAGAGCAAGCUAGAAUUGAUUUAGAGAUAGCUCAGAGAGAAAAUAACUUUGCGAAAGCAUCGGAGCUCAGAUAUGCUAAGAUUCCAGAACUUGAGAGGAAAGUUGCACUCAAUGAGAAGAAGGACACGGAAAACAAUUUGCUACAUGAUUCAGUCACUUCAGAUGAUAUCUCUAAAGUAAUUGCCAAAAUGACGGGAAUUCCAGUACAGACUGUCUUGAAAGGUGACAAGGAUCGUUUACUUUACAUGGAAAACUCUUUACGGCAAAGAGUUGUUGGUCAAGAUGAAGCUAUUGACGCAAUUUCCGAUGCCGUUAGGUUGCAAAGGGCUGGUCUAACAAGCGAAAAGAGACCUAUCGCGAGUUUUAUGUUUUUGGGACCAACAGGUACCGGUAAGACUGAACUUACGAAAGCAGUUGCAGAGUUUUUGUUUGACGACGAGUCAAACGUAAUAAGAUUUGAUAUGUCCGAGUUUCAAGAAAAACACACCGUUUCUCGUUUGAUCGGAGCACCACCUGGCUAUGUCUUGAGUGAGUCUGGUGGCCAACUUACUGAAGCUGUGAGGCGUAAACCUUACGCAGUUGUUUUGUUCGACGAAUUUGAGAAAGCACAUCCUGACGUUUGCAAGAUUUUACUGCAAGUUCUGGACGAAGGUAAGCUUACAGACUCUCAAGGGCAUCAAGUUGAUUUCCGGAACACCAUUAUCGUAAUGACUUCGAACAUUGGCCAGGAUAUUUUACUGUCAGACACAGAGCUAGCAAACGAUGGUAAAGUCAGCAAGAAGACACAAACAAAGGUUAUCGAUGUUAUGAAAAAAUCAUAUCCACCAGAAUUCAUUAAUCGUAUUGAUGAUGUCUUGGUAUUCAAUAGACUAUCGAAGGAAGUUUUACGGUCAAUUGUCGACAUAAGGCUCGAAGAAAUCCAAGAGAGAAUUGCGGAUAAGAGAAUGAAAUUAGAACUCACCGAUGCAGCUAAAGAAUGGCUAACAGAUAAUGGAUACGAUCCACUUUACGGUGCUAGACCUCUUAACAGAUUAAUUCACAAGAGGAUAUUAAAUCCUAUGGCAAUGUACUUGUUGAAGGGUCAAAUAAGACCUGAAGAAACGGUUUAUGUGGAUGUCAAGGAUGGUAAGUUAACCGUGAAGGCGAACCACGUAGAGGGUGAGGAAGUGCCAUCUGAAACUGAGACGUAG
Molecule: messenger RNA, 2361 nt
Organism: Lachancea nothofagi CBS 11611
Lineage: Eukaryota; Fungi; Ascomycota; Saccharomycetes; Saccharomycetales; Saccharomycetaceae
Source: the annotation of a GenBank genome assembly